AGGAACAUUAUAAAAUUAGAUAAAAAAGGUAUAAAUAGGCAUUGAUCUAUAGAAGAGCACAUUCAAGUAGUUAAGUCCGCUUGAUAACAACGAAAAUGCGCGUCUUUUUGGUGGUGUGUCUGUCCCUGACAGUCGCCCUUGCGGCUGACUUACCAAAGCCCUACAGUCCGUUCUCGUUCGCGACCACUCGGCGGUACAAUUUGUUCUCCACGACCCCGUCGCCCUACUCCUUCAAGCCUAUUCGGUACUACACCACCGUAGCGCCGAAGUACGACGCUUCUGGCCGCGACAGCCUGGGCCGCUACGAUCCUAGCCGCUACGACAACUCUGGCAGAUACGUCCCUGACGACUCUGGAAAAUACAACGGCGACCGCGGUGACCGUGGUGGUGCCGGUGGUUUCUACACCGGAUCAGGAUCCGCGGGCGGUCCCGGUGGUGCUUACUCCGGAUCCGGAUCUGCUGGAGGUCCCGGCGGAGCUUACUCCGGUGCCGGAUCCGCGGGCGGUCCCGGCGGCGCUUACAACGGCAACGAUGAUGCUGGCCGCUACAAGCCUGAUGGCAGCGGUGCUUACAACGGUGACCGUGGAGACCGCGGCUCAGCCGGAGGUUUCUACACUGGUGACAAGUCCAGCGGCAGCGGAUCUGGUAGCGGCUCUGGUGUCUUAAGCGGCGCUGGUCUCGGAUCUGGUCUCUCAAGCGGACUAGGAUCCGGAGCUGCCUCUGGCGCCGGCAAGGUCUCCGCCUCCGUCGCUGGUUCAGGUUACGAAUACAAAUACGGUAUCAUCCGUCAGGAGGGUGAUGUUAACCCCGAAGGUUACCACUACCUCUAUGAAACCGAGAACAAGAUCCUCGCUGAGGAAGCCGGUAAACUGGAGCAGAUCGACAAUGAAAACCAGGGUAUCAGGGUUAAGGGAUUCUUCGAGUACGUCGGCCCCGAUGGUGUCACCUACAGAGUAGACUACACCGCCGAUGAGAAUGGAUUCGUGCCCUCAGGAGCCCACAUUCCCAAGUAAAUCUAGUCCAAUGGUUCCUCAUAAGUUUGGGGAUAUAAGUCUCUGCAUACUCUGUACCUGUUCUAAAUAAGUAUAAUAAAGAUGCUACUUGUUAC
Molecule: messenger RNA, 1108 nt
Organism: Helicoverpa armigera (cotton bollworm)
Lineage: Eukaryota; Metazoa; Arthropoda; Insecta; Lepidoptera; Noctuidae
Gene: CPR41
Product: larval cuticle protein LCP-30
Exons: 5
Coding region: 96-1013 (305 amino acids)
Cellular component (GO): chitin-based extracellular matrix
Molecular function (GO): structural constituent of chitin-based larval cuticle
Source: RefSeq, a predicted model, not a curated record